GCGUCUUGCAUUUCUCUGGGCGUCUUGCGUCUUUCCUUGGUGAGUAAAGGUUUCAUCGUGACAGGAACAUCACAGCUCAUGCGACAUCGCGCCUCCGCCAUCUCCGAGCAGCGCGACAGGUGCGCCACCCUCACGAUGGGGGCGGCCGGCAAAAAGCGAAAGAAGAUGGAGAAGGAUGCCUUGAAGUACGCGGACGGAAUCAACAAGAACGUCGCCCGCGAGACGCAAAAGGAGGCGGACGUUAUUGCCGAGCGGUUGUUAAAGACAUGCGCGGAACCAAAGCGAGACCUCACCAAGAUCGCCGCCGAGAUCGCGGACCUCCGAUCGCGAACUUCGGCUCUGAAGCCGGCCCAAAGCUAUGAACUCGGGAAGGACUGGCGACUGGUGUUCGCAAGUGACGACGACGCGAUAAGUGUCGUAGGCACGGGGUUGCAUAAGCUGCCACUCACCAGGAUGCAGGAUUUCUUCAUCACUCUUGAAGGCGGCAGCAACACGGCGAGAAACAUUGUCACGAUCGAAGUGCUACGCGUGAUAGGCCCUUUCCCGAACCUUCGCAACACCUUGUCUGGGGGCUGCAAAUCCACGGGCGCGGGUUCGUUGAAUAUCCGCUACACAUCAAUGAUUGACGGGACGGGGAAAGAGACCGGGGGGUCGCAGACGGGAGAACAAGACCGGGUCGUUGAUGUUGAUGUUGCGUUCGUCGGGCAAGGGGUAUUGGUGUUGGAAUCUGUAUCGGCGAAGUCGAAGAAACCGUUGUCUCUCGUCUUUGCGAAGGAGCCGGACUUGGAAGGAGAGCUAGCGAAGCUCCGUGUGGCGGGGGACAAGAAAGAUGAUAAGAAGAAGAAAUAA
Ectocarpus siliculosus is the source of this 849-nucleotide messenger RNA. The record is from the annotation of a GenBank genome assembly. Lineage: Eukaryota; Phaeophyceae; Ectocarpales; Ectocarpaceae.